This is a messenger RNA of Brassicogethes aeneus, 2386 nucleotides long. The record is from the annotation of a GenBank genome assembly. Lineage: Eukaryota; Metazoa; Arthropoda; Insecta; Coleoptera; Nitidulidae.
AAUUUGAAUUGUCAAACUUACAUUCUCAAAACAAGUGCAAUGCUGAACCAAUUGGGCAUAAGUACAACCGUCUCAUCUUUUUGCAAGGCCUCAAUAAUCCUGUCGGCAACAUCGUUCGGUUUAAGGGUGGGUAUGUACCUGGCAUUCACGUCGUUAAACAUUCCAGUGGACUGUAUGAAGAACGGGCAUAUUGCCGUAGUUUUUACGCCAAAAAUGCCUUGGGAUUCCAAUUCGACACGUAGGGCGUCAUCGAAACCGACCGCAGCGUAUUUUGUCGCGCAGUAAGUCACCAAUUUGUUGCUACCCACAAAACCGGCCAUAGAAGCAACUGUGACAAUGUGACCGUGGUUUUUUUCGAUCAUUUUUGGCAGGAAGGACUUGACUGUCUAAAAAAGUGGAUCAACGAAGAUAGUAGGUCAUCACACUCAGAUUUAAUUUCUCUUUUUACAUCGCACCGCUGAAAGGAAUGAAAAUACAAAACAUAAUGCAGAAUUCAACGCUCAUUCUCAUUCAAUAGGUGUACAGUCUAACAAGACUUGAGUGCAAAUAAGUUUUGUUAAAUAAUAGUAAACAAUGGAUAAUUAUUGGGAGGCAUUUAAGAAGGUUUCUUUUAGAUUUUACAGAUUAUUAACGCGUUUAGUUCUCCAUAUAAUUGACAGACUAAUAGAGUUAACAAUAUUAACCGCCCUGUCAGUCUACUACGUUGCAGAAACUGUCAUUUUGACGUUUACGCCGUCGUUUUUACGUAAAUUAAAUAGCGUGCGGGAUAAGGUUGUUUUAAUAACAGGGGGCGCUGGAGGGGUUGGACAAGAAUUGGCCAUACGAUUGGCCAGAAGCAAUGCCAAGGUCGUUGUUUGGGAUAUGAAUGAAAAGGCCAUGGAAAACCUAAAAGAAAAAAUCGAAUCCGAAGGCCACAAACUUUUCAUCUACAAAGUAGACGUAUCCGACAAGGAAGAUGUCUACAAAGCGGCAGAUUCCGUCAAAGCAGACUUAGGUCCCAUUGACAUUCUAAUAAACAACGCAGGAAUAGUUUGCGGGCAAAAUUUACUCGACCUGCCCGAUUAUAUGAUCGAAAAAACCUACAAGGUCAACGUUUUAUCGCACUACUGGACCGUCAAGGCCUUCUUACCAGAUAUGAUGAGACACAAGAAGGGGCAUAUUGUGACGAUGGGAAGUUUGACAGGAAUGCUGGGCACAUACAAAUGUACGGAUUAUAGUGCGUCAAAACAUGCCACCAUCGGAUUUCACGAAAGUUUAUGGGUCGAAUUGAAGACACAUGGUUUUGACGAUAUAAAAAUGACCUUAAUAUGCCCGUAUUUAAUAAAUACCGGGAUGUUUGAUGGGUGCAAACCAAAGAAUAUAAAUAUGUUGGAGCCAAAGGACGUAGCAAAACGUAUUAUUUUGGCCAUAAGAAGAGAGGAAGUUUUUGUGACCAUACCGGGAUUUUUAAGAUUUGUUUUGCCUCUUAAAAAUUUUAUUCCAGCAAAGUUGUGUUGGGCUGUGAUGUACAGGGUGAUAAAAGGACCUCAGUCAAUGAUGGGAAUGAGGAAUUUCAAGGAAGUAGAUGCUGCCUAAUUUUUUAACUUGUUGACUAUGAUGUGUUAAGAAUUGUUGUGUUGUUAGGUUUUUAGAAAUAAAUAAAACGAUUUUGUUUUGUACAAAAAUGAAUCAUAUUUAAAAUUUACUAAUUUAUAAUACAAUAUAUAAUUUAAAUAGUACUCUCUGGAAGUAUGAGGGAGUCGAAUACUUCUUUGAGCCUUCACAUAAAAUAUUAAUUAAUUAAACGUAAAAAAUAUGUUAAAUAAAAAAACUGCCUAUCAUUACAUAAAUAUAAAUUAUAGAGAAAAUUAUCGAUAAAAAAUGCUUUUAAUUAUUUGGCAAUUUAAAAUAAAACCAUAAUACUGCUUUUAACCUUAAUUAUUGCACCAUACAAACAAAGCGUGCUUUAAUUUGACAGCCGUCAAACGUAAUUUGACCGUUUUUAGGCAGUUGACAACCGUCAAAAAUGACACAACGGUCAAAUCUGUCAUUUUUGACAGUAUUAUGGUUGAAAUUAUGGGGGGUGAACUUUCGGAUAGUGAUCGUUAGUCGUCGUUUUCGAAAUUUACAUUAAAAAUUAAUCGGUCCUUACUCGAUCAGUUGUCUGAUUUGUUGUGGCGGCGCUGCAGGGCUGCCGCAAGGUCCUGCUUCAGGGCCUGCUGCUGACGACUCUCGUUCAACGGCUGCACCGACCUUAAACUGUUCACGAUGUCCUUAGUUUUGCUGAAGUAGAUUUCGUUUAGAGUGUUACGAAUUUUAUUUUCCAUGUCCUCGACCAUGCGCCCUAUAUUCGCGAUGUGUGGGUUGGACUCGCUCACUACGCUGUCUUGUUCCAUCUAGAAUUAAU